Fusarium coffeatum is the source of this 1359-nucleotide messenger RNA. RefSeq lists its product as uncharacterized. The coding region runs from base 1 to 1359 and encodes 452 amino acids. NCBI's taxonomy places the organism in Eukaryota, Fungi, Ascomycota, Sordariomycetes, Hypocreales, Nectriaceae. The record is from RefSeq and is a predicted model, not a curated record. The transcript has 4 exons.
AUGAUGUUUUCUUCAAUUCUUGCAUUGCUGGCAGCUUCAGCUUCAGCACUCAAAUGCCACCCCGAAGGCCCCAUUCUCCCCAAACCUACAUCCCUCGCAAGAUCACCAAUCUUUACUUCCGCAGCACUCAACUUAACAAACAUUCUCGACGCAGCCAUCGCUGGUAACAUCACAGCAGAUGGCUUCUCAGAGUUCUACUUCCUCAAAGACCUAUUCCUCACAUACGGUCUCCCCCCAAUUGACGAAGAAGACUAUCCACCAUGUGGUGUCACGACUCUCAACAAAGCAUGCAACCGUCAAGAAAUCCUCGAUGGAAUGAAGAAGUCUUAUCCCCAGACUACUCCCAACGAAAGACCCGCCUAUUCAAACAUGGCUUUCGUGCUCCUCGGCAUGGCUUUAGAGGAAUACACAGGCAAGAACUUUACGCAGUUACUCAAAGAGGUUACAGGUCCAUUGGAAAUGAGUAAUACCUUCCCGUCGCCGGGAUAUGACGAUAAGGCUGUUAUUCCUCCUGAUAGCAGUUGGGGUUCAGACUAUGGACUAAACACUCCGGCGGGUGGUUUAGUUUCAUCUCUAUCAGAUCUCUCCAAAUUCUCCCACGCUCUUCUGUCCCGAACUUUACCUCUAACACCCUCCCAAAUAAACGGCUGGCUUAAACCCUCUUCAUUCGCAGGCAACGCACACACCCUGAGCGGCAUGCCCUGGGAAAUCCUCCGUUUGGAUACUCUAACACCCGAACAUCCUCACACGGUUACAAUCUACAGCAAAUCAGGAGGUGCGCAGAACUACAGAAGUCAACUGAGUUUCAUAGACGAGUACGGACUAGCCAUCGUUGUCUUAACAGCAGGACCGAUGAAAGCAGCGCCUAUUCUUGCUGAUGCUGUUAUAUCCACGUUUGUUGGGGCUGCAGAUGAUGUCGCUAGGGUUCAAGCGAAACGGUAUGAGCGAGUUUAUAAGAACGACGAUGUAGAGGCCGUGUUGGAACAAGAUGGCGACUCGAUGGUUCUGGCCUCUUUACGACGCAACGGUACAGAUAUCGUUUCAUCACUAAAGGAUGUAUGGGGUCUAACACUGGGAGACUUCCUUCCCGGCAUCGGAGACAAGAUUCGAGUUUUCCCAAGUGAACUGCGCGAUGAGGGAAAGGAAGUAUGGCAUCUAUGGCCAGACCUUGACGCAGGCUUCAAAACGGACCUUCCAGGUGGCAUGAUUGAAGAGAUGAACUGUGUUGGAUGGACGAUUCAGGAUUGGGUUCACUAUGGUGGUGAGCCGUUGGAUAGAGUGCUCUUCCAUGUUGAGAAUGGAGUGCUUGGGUUUGAGGUACCGUUUUUACGAUCGGGGGUUAUGUAUCCUUCAAAAUGA